AUGGGAAUCACCAAAGGUCAUCGCAGCAUGCGAACCGUUACCAAUUAUUUCUUGCUUAAUUUGAGCAUCGCCGAUUUGCUAAUGUCCUCGCUGAAUUGUGUUUUUAAUUUCAUUUUUAUGCUGAACUCCGACUGGCCAUUCGGUUCAAUUUAUUGUACCAUAAACAAUUUCAUGGCAAACGUUACUGUAUCGACAUCGGUUUUUACAUUGGUUGCUAUCUCAUUAGACAGAUACUAUAAUGGUAAAUCGCGGACUGUGUGCUUCAUGUUAUGGCCAGAUGGUCGUUAUCCAACCUCGAUAGCGGAUUAUGCUUACAACAUUAUUCUGCUCAUCCUCACAUAUGGUUUUCCUAUGGUUGUUAUGCUUAUAUGUUACACCCUAAUGGGUCGCGUUCUCUGGGGAAGCCGUUCCAUUGGAGAAAAUACUGAUCGCCAAAUGGAAUCAAUGAGAUCGAAGCGUAAAGUAGUCCGAAUGUUUAUUGCCAUUGUUUCAAUAUUUGCUAUUUGCUGGUUUCCAUAUCAUAUGUUCUUCAUCUAUGCAUACCACAACAACGAUGUAACUUCUACCAAGUAUGUUCAGCACAUGUACUUAGGAUUCUACUGGCUGGCUAUGUCGAACGCUAUGGUAAAUCCAAUAAUUUAUUAUUGGAUGAACAAAAGAUUUCGACUCUACUUUCAACAGAUAAUGUGUUGCAAUUGUUGCACUUCAGGAAAACAUAAAAUUGACUCGGCGGACAUAAUUGCUAAUAAAAGAAGCAGUUUCCAAAAAACUGCGAAAG
Molecule: messenger RNA, 778 nt
Organism: Rhagoletis pomonella (apple maggot)
Lineage: Eukaryota; Metazoa; Arthropoda; Insecta; Diptera; Tephritidae
Gene: TkR86C
Product: tachykinin-like peptides receptor 86C
Biological process (GO): G protein-coupled receptor signaling pathway
Cellular component (GO): plasma membrane
Molecular function (GO): tachykinin receptor activity
Source: RefSeq, a predicted model, not a curated record